Phytophthora infestans T30-4 is the source of this 2373-nucleotide messenger RNA. RefSeq lists its product as uncharacterized. Gene Ontology annotation, cellular component: plasma membrane. Lineage: Eukaryota; Oomycota; Peronosporomycetes; Peronosporales; Peronosporaceae. Gene Ontology annotation, molecular function: oxidoreductase activity. The record is from RefSeq and is a predicted model, not a curated record. The transcript has a single exon. The coding region runs from base 1 to 2373 and encodes 790 amino acids.
AUGGUAAAUUUCUCGAUGGACAGCAACGUGUUGGACUCACCCGCGGACUCGCUGGACCUGCGUCAGCCGCCCUCGGGCUACACUGCCAACGGAGACAGCAGCCGCGGCGAGAGCAAGUUUUUUGCUCUCAGCAUGAGCGGAACCAACAUGGCCGGCAAGCCGUCACAGCUCGCCACUCCUUUCGUAUACGGCACGCCCGUAGACAAGACCUACAAGACGUGGCCUUUCCUUACUGUCGGCCUGUGUGCGGCAAUGGUUGUUUUCGGCAUCAUCUACCACGAGCUGCCCGAGUACCGUCUAGGCUUUCGCUACCAGCUGUACGUUCUCUUCGGCUCGACCGUCGAGAACGCCAAAUGGGUCGGUGGACACCGUGAAAUCGUCGAGUUUGUCGUCAACUACAUGCUCAUCGGACUGCCGUUCAUGAUUGGUGGCAUGGCGCUUGCACUAGGAGAUGCACUGCCGCCUGUGCCGACGGGAGCACACCGGACAGUCAUGCGCUUCCUCAAGCGCAAAAUAUACGUCGGCACCAUCAACAUUUCGUACGCCGAGUCUAUUUGCACACUGGUGUUCCUCGGACUGAACGCCAUUUGGUUCUCCGCCGUAUUCUCGCGCAACUACGACGCCCUCGUAGAGGCAGAUUCCACCGAUUCGGCUUCAGUCUUCCGACUCGUAGGUCAGGUCCUUGGCUUUAACGCCAUCUUGUGCUUUUCUCUGCUGAUUAUCCCCGCGACUCGUAACUCGUUCUGGAUGAUUUCUAUGGGCAUCGACUACUCCCACGCUAUCAAGUAUCAUCGAUGGAUUGGGUUCUUCACUGUCACAAUGGUGGCACUUCACGCCAUCCCGUACUACUACGCGUGGUUCAAGAGCGGCACGUUCCUUGAGUCAGCCUUCCCAUGCAUGGACUGCGACUACGGAACGGUGGGCAAGGGGCGUCUGCAGAACUUCUGCGGUCAAUUAGCGCUGCUGUGCUGCAUCAUCAUCGGCGUCACGUCGCUAAGUCCGAUCCGUCGCAAGUAUUACGACGUGUUCUACUACUGCCACCAUCUCUUCAUCCUCGUGCUCUUCUUCAGUGCUCUACACUUCUCGCAGUUCGUCAUUUGGAUGUAUCCUGCUGUGUGUCUCUAUGUCAUGCACCGCAUCUUGGCUCGCAGCCAGAGCCGCAUGCCGUGCGAAGUCGUGGACUUGGAAGCCAUCCCCGGUGAGAUCACGCGUCUUGUAUUCCGUCGCUCACCAGGCAAAUCCGGUCACUACCAUGCUGGCCAGUUCGUGUACCUUCGUGUCCCGCUACUGUCACACACGCAGUGGCAUCCGUUCAGUAUCAGUUCAUCGCCGAUCGAGUACGAGGACACGUUCACUGUUCACGUCAAGUGUAUUGGUAACUGGACCAAGUCACUGUAUGCCGUCGCUAUUCAGGCGCGUGAGGAACGCAAAAUGCCGCUCAUCUACGUUGAUGGCUUCUAUGGCAAGAUGUCCGACGACUUCCAGCACUACCCAGCUUUGGUUUUUGUGGCUGGUGGUAUUGGCGCUACUCCAGUCAUCAGUAUCGUGGGUAAGAUCCUGGACUGCAUGCGCAACAACGACCCGAACAUGGAGUUCACUCAGGUUUAUUUCCACUGGACGUCACGUGAGAUCGGUAUUUUCCACGAGUUCGAGCCUCUGUUGGAUGCCAUCGAGCAAUAUGACCCGGACCACAUCAAGUUCAAGGUUCGUCUCUGCUUCACGGGUGACCAGCACUUAGGAGGCGUGGAUAUUCCCAACGGUAUUACACUCAAGCCUAUGGACGAUACGAGUAUGGUGGCUACUCGUCCGUUCUUCCAGUCGUCGCGAUCGGUUCCUCGUCAGAUGCUGCUGUUCUUUGUCACGUUCACGUGCAGCUUCUGGUGUCUGUUCCUCAUCCGGUUAAACUACCCCAUUUUGGGUGACCUGCGCGUCAACCAGAACAUGUGGCCCAUGCAGCGUGUCGUGGAAGUUCUCAUCAUGAUUGCUGGUGCUGCUGCGGGCUGGGCUGUGGUGUUUACGGAGCCCACGCCUCGAUCUAUGAGCCGAUUGGAGAAGUCUCGUAUGAUGCCUACUUUAGGAGGCUAUGGGCCGCAGGAGACGAUGGCCAAUGUCGCCCGUGGUUCAGAGUACUCGCACUCGCUCUCGUUCGACGGCCAGGAAGUCGAGUUCCACUAUCCUGUGAGUCGCUCACGGCUGAACGUGAAGGAACUAUUCAACGAAAUUGUGAAGGAACAGUCGCACAACUUUGCAGUCAAUAUUACGGGCAUUGGCACGUGGGUAUCAGGCCCCAUGGGUCUCAUCCACGCCGUGGAGACGGAGGCCUCCAACUUUGCCGGCAUCUUCGAUGUGCACUAUGAGGAGUUUGAGAUGUAG